This is a messenger RNA of Apis florea (little honeybee), 1053 nucleotides long. RefSeq names its product cysteine-rich hydrophobic domain-containing protein 2. The record is from RefSeq and is a predicted model, not a curated record. NCBI's taxonomy places the organism in Eukaryota, Metazoa, Arthropoda, Insecta, Hymenoptera, Apidae.
AAAUAUAUUUAAUUUCUAGAAUUCAAACUUUCAUAAAUUAUAAAGUUGGUGAACCUGAAAUCGCAUUGAAUGAAAAAUUGAUGAGCUGUGAGCUGUGAGCAUCUGCAGUGCGCGUCGUGUGUUGUGUUGUGAAUGGUGUUAUUGCAAAUAACUUUCAACUGAAAGUUUGCUAUUUGGCCUAUUAUUGAUGGCCGCAAAAAUGUUUAUGCAUAACACUUAAAGUCAAUGUACGUUGCAAUUCUUAAAUAUAAAUGAAAAGAGACUGCAUUUCAUUAGAAUAAAAGUCGUUUAGUUACGACAAUAUAGUUGUUAUUCGUUGAGCGGGAACCGUUGAAUAUUAUUACACAAUGGCAGAUUUCGAUGCAAUAUAUGAAGAAGAAGAAGAAAAUGAACAAAAUUUAGAAGAACAUUACGUGACAAUGGUUCCAGAUCCUAUAAUUAUUCGUGGAGCUGGCAAUAUGACCGUAUUUGGACUUAGUAAUCGUUUUGAAUCAGAAUUUCCAAAUGGUUUAGUGUCACGUGUUGCUCCAGAAGAAUUUAAAGCAACUGUUAUGAGAAUAAACAGUGUAUUAAAAAAAACAUUACCAGUUAAUGUUAAAUGGUUAUUUUGUGGUUGCGUUUGCUGUUGCUGUACAUUAGGUUGUUCUCUUUGGCCAGUUAUUUGUUUGAGUAAAAGGACACAACAUUCAUUAAAUAAAUUAUUAGAAUGGGAAAAUAGUAGAUUAUAUCAUAAACUUGGGUUACAUUGGAGAUUGGCAAAACAGAGAUGUGAUAGUUCAUCCAUGAUGGAAUAUGUUCUUUUAAUUGAAUUUAUUCCAAAAAUACCCAUAUACAAACCUGAUUAAAGAAAAGAUCUGGAUUCUCAUAUGAUCUAUGCACAUAAAAAAUUAGUGCAAACUCUAAGAUAUGAAAAGCCAAUAGCUUCUGGCUUAAUUUUAAAAUAAGAAAAUGUAAAAUGUCACUAAAAAUGACAUUUAUGGGAUGCUUAUUUUUGUAAAUAUUAUACGUAGGAUUGCACAGUACAAUAAUGAGAUAUAAAUGCGGAACAGUUAU